CGCCCCGCGCCGCUCCGCGCUCCGCGUGAUGCGCGCGGACCGCGCCGCGCUGUACGCGUGGCUCGUCUGCUGCGCGGCCGCGAUCUCCUCACACAAGUAUAGCACGCGCGUCGUGCGGACUAAAUACGGACCGCUGCGCGGGAUCGUUGUACACUCGCAUCCGCAAAUUGAGGCCUACCUCGGCGUGCCGUAUGCUACACCACCUCUCGGUAGUCUCAGAUACAUGCCGCCGGUGACGCCGUCGCAGUGGCGUACGACGCGGUUGGCGGACGCGUCAGGGCCGGCGUGCCCGCAAGCGCCGCCCGCGGCCGUGCCGCGUGAAGACGCCUUGUUGCUGCACCCGCGCGCGCGCAUACGACAGCUCGAGCGACUGCUACCCGUCCUGGCAAAUCAGAGCGAAGAUUGCCUUUAUGUCAAUCUUUAUGUGCCGACUAAUGGUGGCGAAGACGAGGACAACAGCAAAGGCUUGCCGUGCCUCGUGUUUGUGCACGGGGAGUCCUACGAGUGGAGCUCGGGCAACGCGUACGACGGGACCACGCUGGCAGCGCACGGCAACAUCAUUGUAGUUACUAUCAACUUUAGAUUAGGUGUAUUGGGUUUUUUAAAGACUGGUGCUAAGGGGUCAGCGCAGGGUAACUUCGGGCUUAUGGAUCUGGUGGCAGGGCUGCACUGGCUGCGGGAGAACCUGCCAGCCUUCGGGGGGGACCCGGAGCGGGUGACUCUGCUGGGCCACGGCACGGGAGCCGCUUUGGCAAACUUCCUCGCUGUUUCGCCGGUCGCCAGAGAACUACUGAGGCGUGUCAUCUUGUUAAGCGGGUCCGGACUCAGUUCCUGGGCGCUGCAGAGGGAACCACUCAUGAUAAAAAAAAAGGUCGCCGAGCAGACGGGCUGCCACGGAGACAUGCUGGAGGACGAUCUGGCGCCGUGUCUGCGGAACAAGCCUCUGUCAGAACUCCUGGCCGUGAAGCUCAACCCGCCUCGGUUCCUGCCCGGGUUCGCACCCUUCGUCGACGGCACUGUCAUUGUCAAUCCGUCCUCUGCUCCGCCUCCAACGGACAGCUCUCGCCUCGGCGCUGGAGCGGCCGCGGUGGCCAACGCGGCUGGCCAUGAAUUGGCCGACUUUCCUCACAGGGAACUGCUCUUCGGACUCACGACGACCGAGUCGUACCUGGAAUUCAACGCACAAGACUUGGAGUUCGGCUUCAACGAGAGCCGCCGCGACCGCAUCUUACGAACGUUCGUAAGAAACGCCUACUACUACCAUCUCAAUGAGAUUUACUCUACCCUGAAGAAUGAGUACACGGAUUGGGAUAAGCCCGUCCAAAAUCCCUUGAGCGUGCGGGAUGCUACUCUCGAGGUGUUGAGCGACGGUAGAACAGCUGCUCCGUUGAUCAGACUGGGCUACCUUCACGCCUUGCGUGGGGGCACUACCUACUUCACUCAUUUCCACCACCUCUCGCAAGAAAAAGAUUACCCACAGCGACCGGGGUCUGUCUACGGGGAGGAGAUGCCCUACUACAUUGGCGCGCCGCUCUCACUGAACCAUCAUCAACAAAACUUCACGCAGCAGGAACAACGGGUCUCCAAGCUCUGCAUGCAUUACGUCGCUAAUUUCGUCAGAUAUGGAAACCCAAAUGAUCCCUCAGCCACCCCUCCGCCUAGCCCUUUAUUAGGUGAAGCGCCUAGACUCGGCCCUGACCAGACUCCAUACUGGGAUACUUACGACACUAUCAACCAACUUUAUAUGGAAAUUAGUACCAAACCAGAGAUGAGAAGCCACUAUCGCGGUCAUAAGAUGUCAUUGUGGCUGUCCCUCAUUCCACAGCUGCAUCGACCAGGGUCCGAUAUGCCAGACGCUGCCAUGCGGCAUCAUCAUUUCCAAGAUGAUAACGGCAACAGUAAUUAUUAUGAAGGUGCAGUGAGACCUCAGACCAUGUCCAGAACUCAUGUGCCACAUGUGGUAAACAUCGACAUAGGCCGCGGUGAUCCUAGCCGCGUCACGCCGCCUCCGCGCUCCUCCGCGCCGCGUCCGUCCCCCGCCCCACCCGUGCCUUCCACGGAGUGCCCACCAAACGCCACGGUCUCUUCAGUGCAAACUGAUGACGCUCUGCUUCGAAGACUAGCGUCUUCACAUUAUCAGUCCUACACAGCAGCCUUAACAGUUACCAUUGCUGUUGGCUGCUUUCUUCUACUGUUGAACGUUCUCAUUUUCGCUGGUAUAUAUCACCAGAGAGGAUCCCGUCCCCGUCGCUCAAAGGAUGAUCUCGCCGAGGCCGGGAGCUCGUCAUCUUCAGACAAUUAUGACGGCAAAUUGGACUAUGAAGUGCGAGCUUUCGAUGGAAAAGGUUUCGGUUUCGAGUGUAAAUCCUCUCAUGUACCUCGCGGUUCAGGAUCCAAGUUUGAUUUAAGGACGUUGUCAGAUUGUGGGGAACCUACUUUUGGAGAGUAUAGUUGUUAUGACGAGAAACAUCGAGCAGCUCGCAAUUCAUUACCGGAUGUUAGUGUUGGUAGUGCAAUAGAAGCUGGUAGUGUAGUGUGUAUAGAUACUCAGAAGCCAGAUAUUCAAAAUGUGGAGGGUCGGCCUCAGGACCCCGUGGGUAGAACUAGCACGUUUGAGCCACGAGUAGUGGACAGUUCGACGCAAGUGAAAUUCGGGCCGACUGGCGAAUCUGAAGCCACGUCGGAGUCGAAUGGAGAGUCGGAGUCGGGCGGCGCGAGCGGCUCCGGCAUCCUGCGCGCGCCCCCCGCGCCCACCGCGCCCGCGCCGCCCGGCAUCAUGAAGAAAAGAGUGCAGAUACAAGAGAUAUCCGUAUGAGGGUUCCUAGAUGACACCGAGAUCGUGGUCAAUAAACGGACUAAAUUGUGAUUCUAAUGAAAAUAACGUGUACAUAAUAUCACUAUAUUAAUUGUAAUCGACUAUGUACGAUUUUGUGUACAUAUAAGUAUUUAUUUGCAUUUUAACAGUUGGUACAGCGAAUUUUUAAGGCGUUUGUGAAUUUUUUGCCUUACUUAUGAACUGUGGCUGUAAAUGACUGUAUGUCUUCACUCUUCCGCUCUAUUUGCUUAAGGUUAUUGGAAUAUAAUUAAUAGAUAGUGAAUUAUCAUGAAUAUACUGAAUAAGUUUUUGAAUACCCUCUAGAAACAUAUUUUAUUCAUAAAGUUUAUUUGAAGAGUUUAGUGCAAAUGCAAUUGGACUUACGUAUAUAUUAUAAUAAAAUAAAGGUUAACUUGUGUGAUUUACAUAUAUGAACAUAUUUUUGGUGAAACCAAAUUUUAUUUACAACAUUUAUCAACUAAUAUUAUUUUCGACGUACCUUCGACUACAUGUAUUAUAUGCAUAUUUUAUCGUUGUAUCUAAUUUACUCACAAAAAUAUAAAUGUAUAAAUGUAAGUUAUUUGGUUCCAAUCUUUGAACAUGGGCAUAGAAUCAAUAAAAGGUAGUUUUGGUAAUUGAAUGUGAAUAUAACAAUAAUUUAGUGACAAAAGACUUACGAUCACACCCACAUUAGAUGUACAUAUUAUGAUAUCAACUGAACGAUAUAUGAUAUUUCAAGAGGUAGAGUAAAAUACAUAAUAUAAAUAUAAUUAUUGCAUCGUGUAUGUUGUAAUUUUUUGUAUAGUUAUCCUAAGUGAGUUAUUUUAUUUUGAGUAGUUUUUGAUAAGUAAAUAUUGAAAACUAACUAUGAAAUGGACGAGUAACUAACAGGAAGCUUUUGUUUAGAUUUAUUUCCAAAAUACUGAAUCUCUAUAAAAGUAACAUUAUUUGAAGGUAAACAGGGUAACAGUAACAGAACACGUUCAGUGUGAUGCAACCUAAUAAUGUUCAUCAUAAAUCUAUAUUUUCGUUACUUCAACUGAAAUUCAAAUCACAUUUUACUAGUUAUCUUUUUUAAAAAUUAGAUUUCAAUUAACAUGAAUCUUCCUCGUGUACUCGUCUGUGUUUUUAUCUUCGCAGGAAUUGAUGAUGAUUAUUAAUGGAGUGAAUUAAAAAUAAUAGUAAUGCCAUUAGCCACAUUGUGACAAAAUGUAAACAAGAAGAAUACGUGUUGAGCUUAUUAACUCUUUACACUUGUAUAUUGUUGUACUUAUUUACGUUGCGAAGUGUUGUAUUUUAAUUUUAUUAUUAAUUAUAUUUCGCUGUUGAAUUGUGGAAUUGAUAAAUAGGGAUUCAAAAUGUAGUACAAUUAAAUUAUUUGUAUAAAUUUCCACAUGUGUAGCCCUCUUGUUAAAGAACAAAUAUAUUUAUAUAUACGUACUAUUGUUACUUUUCUUAUUUAUAGAAUAUUAUGUAGUUAAUCAAAUAUUGUUUAUGUUUUUAAAGAAAUUGACAAGAUGAGUUGUUAUUGUACAUUGUUUCAUAUUGAUUUGUUAAUAAUUCUAAUUAGUUAAACAUUAUUUAUUGUUAUUGAACAAAAAAUAGCUGUAGUAGAUUCAGGAGCUACAUUGCGGAUUUAAACAAUUAUGUUUAAAUCCGCAAUGUGCCGUAGGAUUGAAGUUAUAUCAAAAUUAUACUAAAAUACUGAAAAACUUUGUUGAGUAAUUGACUCACAAAUUUUGAUGAGUCAUAAAAUAAAGUUGUACAUUUUCCUGGUACAAAUUACAGAACGGUCACCCCCUUUUAACGUCUCUUUCAAAUUGCCAUAAUUUUAAUAAUUUACAUAUUUUAGGAGGUUUCGUUUUUAGUUAAGCGGCUAACUCACUUAUUUUCUUUGUAUUAUUUUUAUUCCGUGAGUUAAUUAGGCGGUAUAUAAUUUAUAUAUAAAAAUAAAUUGAACAUUUUUUUUAAUAUAUAAAUUAAAAAAAAAAUGUAAAAUAAAUUGAACAUUUAUAAAUUAAAAAAUAAAUAGAACAUUUAAUUUUAUAUAUAAAUUAUACCUCCUAAUUAACUUACGGAAUAAAAAUAAUACAAAGAAAAUAAAUGAGUUAGCCGCUUAACUAAAAACGAAUAUUACUUAUGUGAAGUAAAAUUACAAGGCAAUUGAUUUAACAUUUUGUUACAAUUUGGUGUCUAAAUGGAUUGCAUAAAUAUGGUGUCGA
Plodia interpunctella (Indianmeal moth) is the source of this 5037-nucleotide messenger RNA. RefSeq names its product neuroligin-1-like. The transcript has 13 exons. The record is from RefSeq and is a predicted model, not a curated record. Gene Ontology annotation, cellular component: cell surface; postsynaptic membrane; synapse. Gene Ontology annotation, molecular function: signaling receptor activity; neurexin family protein binding. Bases 29 to 2815 code for a protein of 928 amino acids. Lineage: Eukaryota; Metazoa; Arthropoda; Insecta; Lepidoptera; Pyralidae. Gene Ontology annotation, biological process: modulation of chemical synaptic transmission; neuron cell-cell adhesion; chemical synaptic transmission.